Lycium barbarum (goji berry) is the source of this 1122-nucleotide messenger RNA. RefSeq names its product transcription termination factor MTERF5, chloroplastic-like. The coding region runs from base 1 to 1122 and encodes 373 amino acids. Gene Ontology annotation, biological process: regulation of DNA-templated transcription; chloroplast organization. Gene Ontology annotation, molecular function: double-stranded DNA binding. Gene Ontology annotation, cellular component: chloroplast. NCBI's taxonomy places the organism in Eukaryota, Viridiplantae, Streptophyta, Magnoliopsida, Solanales, Solanaceae. The transcript has a single exon. The record is from RefSeq and is a predicted model, not a curated record.
AUGAUGCUUGUCAAAGCUCGAGCUAUUCUAUCAGCUGCUUUAUUAUUCAAAUUUGAUGGUAAUGCCUUUCUCUUUCAUUACUCAGCAACGGCGGUAAGUACUUCAAAUCUGUUAGUGAAGUACUUCAUCAACUCUCUGGGAUUCUCCAAAGAAGAAGCAAUCUCUUCAUCUGCUAAGGUAACCCGCAACAUUUCUUUCAAGAAUGCAGAUUUAGCCCUCAAUUUCUUGAAACAAACAGGUUUUAACGAUACCAACCUCAAAAUCUUGGUUUCCAAGUCUCCAGAUUUGCUAUUCUAUGAUGUUGAAAGAACCCUUAAACCCAAAUUACAAUGUCUUUCUGAACUUGGGUUAUCUGGUCCUGAUUUAGUCAAACUCCUUUUGAGAGAUUGGACACUUGUUAAUAGAGGAUUACAUUCUCAUAUAAAACCCCUUUUAAAUCGUCUUAGAAAUGUAUUGGGUAGUGAUGAAAAUGUGGUUAAGGUUAUAAAGAAAACCUCUUGGUUGAUUAGUCAUAAUAAUCAUGGAACUAUGGAAGCUAAUCUGAAUUUAUUGCGGUCGUUUGGUUGCUCAAAUGAUAAGAUCAAGAAUACUGUGAUUAGAAAUACACACCUUCUUAAAAUUAGUACCAAGAAGCUUGAGAAAAUGCUGCAUAGGGUGGAAAAAGAAGUCGGUGUUUCUCCUGACUCGGCGAGGUUUCUCCACAUCGUUGUUGUGCUUACUUGCUGUAAUCAAAAGAAUGUAGAAACUAAGCUUGGAAUCUUCAAGAGUUUUGGGUGGUCUGAUUCGGAUACUCUCACCAUGUUGCAAAAACUACCUUGCUGUGUAGGCCUAUCAGAGGCGAAAAUCCGAACUGCAUUGACAUUUUUGAUGAAGGAACUCGGGUACGAGUCCAUUUACAUCGCUUCUCGCCCUUCACUUUUAGCAUACAGUUUGGAGAAGAGACUAAUACCCAGGUAUGAAAUAUGGAAACUCGUCAAUGAAAAAUAUCUGAUAAAGAGUAGGCAGGAGUUUUACACAGUUAUGACAUGGUCUGAGUCAAAGUUUUUGGAGAAGUAUGUGCUGCCUGUCAAAGCUGAACUGCCUGACUUGUAUGAUUUGUACAUCAAGAGGAUAGGAAAAUAG